Molecule: messenger RNA, 3558 nt
Organism: Pelobates fuscus (common spadefoot toad)
Lineage: Eukaryota; Metazoa; Chordata; Amphibia; Anura; Pelobatidae
Gene: ADCY1
Product: adenylate cyclase 1
Exons: 20
Coding region: 1-3357 (1118 amino acids)
Biological process (GO): cAMP biosynthetic process; intracellular signal transduction; adenylate cyclase-activating G protein-coupled receptor signaling pathway
Cellular component (GO): plasma membrane
Molecular function (GO): adenylate cyclase activity
Source: RefSeq, a predicted model, not a curated record
AUGAAUGGCAUUAAUAUGGAGGAGAUACCGUUUCAGAAAAUUAAAACCAGAAGAAAGAAGUGCCUCUGCUCGUCCGCCCCUCCAUUGGAUAGCAUCGUAUGCGAAGAUGAAUUUGAUUGCAAAGAACUGGAAUCCCUCUUUCAAAAUUACAACCUCAAGCUGGAGCAAACUUCUACAUUGAAGGCACUUGCCCUUCUGAUCGUCAUGACAGCGACUUUGACGCUCGUAGAACUAAUGUCGGGUUCUAGUUUGACAAUCUCCAAGGGCUCUCACCCAGUACACUGUAUUAUAUUUGUUUCUCUUUUCAUAGUCACCAAUGUCAAGUACCUACAGGUCACUCAGCUGCAGCAAAUAGUUAAACUUACCUUACUCUUCAGUUUUACUUUCUCUUUCCUCUGUUGUCCUUUCUCUCUGGGAACCUAUGGCUUCGAAUCUCCUGCUUCUUCGGAGAACGGAAUGUGGCAACUAAUGCUUUUGACAUUUGUGUCCUAUGCCCUUCUUCCAGUAAGGACCCUCAUGGCGAUAGCUUUUGGUCUUACGGUCUCCAUUUCACACAUUAUUGUUACAGCCUCGUCUGUCAACCCAAAAAGACAGAAGCUAUGGAAAACGAUUGUAGCAAAUGGCAUUCUUUUUGUCAGUGUGAAUUUAUCUGGGGUCUUCGUGAGAAUAUUGUCAGAAAGAGCACAAAGAAAGGCUUUCCUUCAGGCCAGAAAUUGCAUAGAGGACAGGCUCAAACUGGAAGAUGAAAAUGAAAAACAGGAACGUCUUCUCAUGAGCCUUUUGCCUAGAAAUGUUGCAAUGGAGAUGAAAGAAGAUUUUUUAAAACCACCUGAAAGAAUUUUUCACAAGAUAUAUAUACAGAGACAUGACAACGUGAGCAUUUUAUUUGCAGAUAUUGUUGGAUUUACAAGUUUGGCAUCUCAGUGUACUGCACAGGAACUCGUUAAGCUCUUAAAUGAACUCUUUGGCAAGUUUGACGAAUUGGCAACAGAAAAUCAUUGCCGGAGAAUAAAAAUUCUGGGAGAUUGUUAUUAUUGUGUAUCAGGGUUAACCCAGCCUAAAACAGAUCAUGCUCAUUGCUGUGUUGAGAUGGGUCUGGACAUGAUUGACACAAUUACGUCAGUUGCAGAAGCUACUGAAGUUGAUCUUAAUAUGAGAGUUGGACUCCAUACUGGGCGUGUACUGUGUGGAGUUUUGGGGCUCCGGAAAUGGCAAUAUGAUGUCUGGUCUAAUGAUGUCACAUUGGCUAAUGUAAUGGAAGCUGGAGGGCUGCCUGGAAAAGUUCACAUAACAAAGACCACUCUAGAGUGCCUAAAUGGGGAUUAUGAAGUUGAACCAGGUUAUGGCCAUGAAAGAAACAGUUUCUUAAAAAAACACAAAGUUGAAACAUUUUUUAUUGUGCCAUCCCAUCGGAAAAAGGUUUUUCCAGGGCUGAUAUUGUCUGAUAUAAAGCCUGCAAAAAGGAUGAAAUUCAAAACUGUUUGUUACCUACUAGUUCAACUCAUGCACUGUCGAAAAAUGUUUAAAGCUGAGAUCCCUUUUUCAAACGUAAUGACCUGUGAGGAUGAUGACAAGAGGAGAGCUUUAAGAACAGCCUCUGAAAAACUCAGGAACCGUUCUUCCUUUUCUACAAAUGUAAUUCACAAUACCCCAGGAACCCGUGUAAAUCGCUAUAUUAGUCGUUUAAUUGAAGCUCGCCAGACUGACUCGGAGAUGUCGGACUUGAAUUUUCUAAGUUUAAAAUAUAGACAAAUUGAACGUGAACAAAAAUAUCAUCAACUCCACGAUGAAUAUUUCACCAGUGCAGUUGUCCUUUGCUUAAUUCUAGCUGCCUUAUUUGGACUUGUUUACCUUCUAAUAAUUCCACAAAGCACUAUAGUUCUUGUUCUCCUGGUGUUUUCCAUAUGCUUCCUAGUGGCUUGUAUAGUGUAUCUACAUGUCACGCGAGUGCAGUGCUUCCCAGGAUGCCUAACAUUGCAGAUUCGAACCAUUCUUUGUAUUUCUAUCGUCAUCUUGGUUUACUCUGUGGCACAAGUAUGUGUGGCUGGCUGCAUCCCGUUGCUCUGGAAUACAAAUAAGAACAGCUCCAUUGUGAUUAUUUCCUCAAAUGGAGACAAUAAAACAAUGGAUGAACGUCCAUGCAAUUCAGCUCAAUAUGCUUUUCUAUCCUGUUUGGUCAACACCUUAACUUUGGCAAUUUUUUUACGCAUUUCUUCAUUGCCAAAAAUAAUUGUACUUCUUUUUGUUACAACAUUGUACUUAAUAGUUUUGGAACUCAGUGGAUAUAGGAGAACAAAAUGGGGGAGCUCCUUUUAUAUGCAAGGUUAUGAACCUAUCAUGGCCGUUAUAUUGUUUUCCUGUGCUAUUGCACUUCAUUCCAGACAGAUGGAUAUGAAGUUACGGCUUGACUACCUCUGGGCUGUUCAGGCAGAAGAAGAGAGGGACGACAUGGAAAGAGUAAAACUUGACAAUAGGAGAAUUCUAUUUAACCUUCUACCAGCACAUGUUGCACAACAUUUUCUUAUGUCUAAUCCAAGAAAUAUGGAUCUAUAUUACCAAUCAUAUUCUCAAGUUGGUGUGAUGUUUGCCUCCAUUCCAAACUUUAAUGAUUUUUACAUUGAACUUGAUGGCAAUAACAUGGGAGUGGAAUGUUUACGACUUUUAAAUGAAAUAAUUGCUGAUUUUGAUGAGCUCAUGGAGAAAGAGUAUUACAGAGAUAUUGAAAAAAUAAAGACCAUUGGAAGUACUUACAUGGGAGCUGUGGGACUUGUGCCAACAACAGGAACGAAGGCAAAAAAAUCUAUUUAUUGUCAUUUGAGUACACUUGCAGAUUUUUCAUUAGAGAUGUUCGAUGUUCUUGAUGAAAUCAACUAUCAGUCUUACAAUGACUUUGUUCUCAGAGUGGGUAUAAAUGUUGGCCCUGUGGUGGCAGGAGUCAUUGGUGCCCGGCGUCCCCAAUAUGAUAUCUGGGGGAAUACAGUAAAUGUUGCAAGCAGGAUGGACAGCACAGGAUUACAGGGUAAAAUUCAGGUAACUGAAGAUGUCCAACGAAUACUAAAGAAGUGCAAUUAUGAAUUUGUUUGCCGUGGCACCGUCAGUGUUAAAGGAAAAGGAGAAAUGUUAACCUAUUUUCUUGAAGGAAAGGUUAAUGGAAUGAAUUUGCAAACCAGAUCGUUAAAUUUAGAACGCAAAAUGUACCCAUAUGGAAAAGCAAAUAUUCAAGCACAGUUAGGUAUUAGUUGUCCAUCAGUAGCCAAUUUUACAGCAAAUGCUGUAGAUCCAAUGCCAGAUGCAACAUCCCAUGCAAACCAGGGUUUGAAAUAUCUUCCUUCUAUAUCUCCAGUUGUAGAGAUCUAAAACAAAGAAUAACAGUCCUGUUUCUAAUUGUUUUGAUUGCGUAAAAGGAUUUAGGAUAUUAAGAGAUGCGGUAUAAUAGAUAUAUAAUUCUCCAACCAAAGAAAAAAAUAACAUGAAACCAAGGGCUAACAAUUAUAAGUAAUUCACAUAGCAUUAAAAGUGACUGAUAAAUUAACAUCUUUGUUUAAGCAAAGUUGAACA